GGAAGUGACGUCAGUACACAAAGCGGAAACACACCGAGAACGGUUUGAAUGAGCGUGCAACGAUUUUGUAUCAACUUGAUACUGAAACUGUUUUGAUUGUUGAUGAAUCGGUGGGUGUUUUUUUGUACAUAAUGUCAGGAAUUCCUCCGGAUACAUGGCAGCCUCCCACUGUUACACUAGAAACAACGAUGGGGACAAUUGUGUUGGAGCUUUACUGGAAACAUGCACCCAAAACCUGCAAGAAUUUUGCAGAGCUGGCUCGAAGAGGCUACUAUAAUAAUACCAAGUUCCAUAGAAUAAUACAGAACUUUAUGGUGCAGGGCGGUGACCCCACAGGAACAGGUCGGGGUGGUGCAUCCAUAUAUGGCAAGCAGUUUGAAGAUGAACUGCACCAAGAGCUCAAAUUCACAGGUGCUGGUAUCUUAGCAAUGGCUAACGCGGGACCGGAUUCCAAUGGAAGUCAGUUUUUCCUCUCUCUCAAACCCACUCAGUGGUUAGAUGGAAAACAUACCAUCUUUGGAAGAGUGCAUCAGGGCAUGGGAGUGCUGAACCGGAUUGGGUUGGUGGAAACCAGCGGUCAAGAUCGGCCUGUCGACGAUGUGAGGAUCAUCUCCGCUUAUGCGGCCAACUAAACAAAAAAUGCCUUUUGCAAAAUAAAUACAUCUUUAGUAA
Messenger RNA from Entelurus aequoreus (snake pipefish), 672 nucleotides. It is a transcript of the gene ppil1, whose product is annotated as peptidylprolyl isomerase (cyclophilin)-like 1. Lineage: Eukaryota; Metazoa; Chordata; Actinopteri; Syngnathiformes; Syngnathidae. Gene Ontology annotation, biological process: protein peptidyl-prolyl isomerization; protein folding. The coding region runs from base 132 to 632 and encodes 166 amino acids. Gene Ontology annotation, molecular function: peptidyl-prolyl cis-trans isomerase activity. Gene Ontology annotation, cellular component: catalytic step 2 spliceosome. The record is from RefSeq and is a predicted model, not a curated record. The transcript has 4 exons.